Messenger RNA from Hyalella azteca, 1388 nucleotides. RefSeq lists its product as uncharacterized. The coding region runs from base 1 to 1302 and encodes 433 amino acids. NCBI's taxonomy places the organism in Eukaryota, Metazoa, Arthropoda, Malacostraca, Amphipoda, Hyalellidae. The record is from RefSeq and is a predicted model, not a curated record. The transcript has 6 exons. Gene Ontology annotation, molecular function: calcium ion binding.
AUGGCGGUAAACAAUCCUACUUCAAAGGAUGUCUCAGGAAUAUACGACUCAAUGGAGAGCUGCGGCGAGGGCUUCCAGCUUAGUCCCGACGGCUCCUCCUGUCUGGAUGUGGACGAGUGUCGCUACGAGCCUUGCCUCAACUUCGCCUCGUGCUCAAACUCGGUGCCAGGCUACCACUGCUCCUGCACUAGCGGCUACGCAGGCCACAACUGUGAGCAGCAGGCCGGACCCUUGGCCUUCCCCCUCGGCGGCCUGCCUGUCCUGCUGGCCUUCACCUUCUCCCUCGCUGCUGUCUUAGGUUUGCUGGCGAUUGCAGUGUCAACUUAUUUUCUAAGGCGCCGGAAACUCGAACUCAAGACAACGUCAGUCGACGGAACAGCAAGUAAACAAAAACAACAACAAGUCAUAACCUCAACAAUCAUAGACUCCUCCAACCUCUCCCAAGUGCCUUCUAAAGAAUCUAAGAAAAGUAUUUCCUUAGAGGAGCCAUCUAGCGAUAAGCAAUUUUCUAAAGAAUCGUUGAAAAACAUGACAUUUUUUUCAAAAUCUUCGAAAAAUGCAGCGCUUUCCGAAGGACUGCAAAGGAAGAGUUCAUCAUCCAAAGAAUCCUUUUCUUGUGAAGGAAUAAAUUCAGUAGCCGGCCACGCCAUCGAGGUGCGCUACACGGCCAGCGCCGCCACACACACGACACUCGCGCCCAGCGUCUGCGAGCUGCCCGCGCUCCAGCACGACGCCGUGUCUUGCUUAGGGCGCUCCAACCCCGACGCCGUGCCUUGCUUAGGGCGCUCCAACCCCGACGCCGUGCCUUGUUUAGGGCGCUCCAGCCCCGACCUCACGGGCGAGGACGUGACGAAGUCUGGCCAUUCAAGGCCACUGAGCGCUCUAACGAUCAUGGCGCCUCGAGGCUAUAGAGACGAUGAUGAGGUCCAGCACAAAAAAUUCGAACUGCGAGAUGUUAUAAAUGGCGUGGAAUCCAUCUGCUCCGAGACUCCAUGGCCGCUGCUCCAGUCAUAUACUUCAGACUCCACUCCUGAUAAUAUCAAACGGCCGUACUUUUCAUCUCUGAGACGCAAGUCAAAUGAAUUGGCUCCUUUUCUCAACGUCAGUGGUGAAAAAAAGAUAUCGACGUCUCAGCCAGACUCAAAUGAAAGAAUGGAAAAAGUUGCUUGGUAUUGUGAAGGUCACAACGCUCCCCAAAAAACUGAUAUGAUGGAGAAAGACUCAAAAGUUGAUCCCGCAACAGGAUCGCUGCCUGCUCAGACAAUGUGUUCUGCAUCUCAUGAGUGCAAGGCUCCUAGAUGACAAAAACAAGUUUGUAAAAUUUAACAUUGCAUUUGAAUUUCAAAACUAUUUGUUCGAUGGAACUAUCUAUGAAUUAUCUAAAUAUA